Loxodonta africana (African savanna elephant) is the source of this 3275-nucleotide messenger RNA. It is a transcript of the gene ABAT, whose product is annotated as 4-aminobutyrate aminotransferase. Gene Ontology annotation, biological process: GABA catabolic process. Lineage: Eukaryota; Metazoa; Chordata; Mammalia; Proboscidea; Elephantidae. The transcript is spliced from 13 exons. The record is from RefSeq and is a predicted model, not a curated record. Gene Ontology annotation, molecular function: pyridoxal phosphate binding. Gene Ontology annotation, cellular component: mitochondrion. Bases 991 to 2319 code for a protein of 442 amino acids.
AGCUCUCAGGGUGUUGGGAAGAGAGAAAUGGGAGUAUUAACAUCAAAUGGGCAGAGUUAGAAUAGCCACGUGAGCAGAGUGAGGUGGUGGCAAAGAGGUUAAGAAGUUAAGGAAGACUUCACAGAAGAGAUAGAUCAGCUAUCUGCUGCUACAAUAAUGCUGGGUAAUAAAAAGCCACGAAACAUUAGCAGCAUCCUACAUCAGUGUUUAUUGCUCAUGCAUCUUGGGCUAACUGGGGGUUGGGUAGGCAGCUCUGCUGGGCUCACCUACAGGCCUGGGGAUCUGACUGGCUGUCAGCUGAUCUAGGCUAGGAUUGUCUGGGGUGAGUUGGCUGUGCUCCAUGUGUCUCUCAUCCUCCAGCAAGCUAGGCAAGGUUGUUGUCAUGGCAAUGGCAGGGGUGCAAAAAGUAAGAAGGCAGCCUAGGCUCCACACUGUCCCAAAUCACUUCUAUCUCAUUCUGUUGGUCAAAGCAAGUCCAAGGCUGGGUCCAGAGUCAAGGGAUGGGGCAGACAUCCCAGCAACAGUGGGAGAACACAGCAACAUUACAGGAAUUCAGGGUGGAUGAAGAAUUAGGGCCAUUUCUGCAAUCCUCCACAGGAGGUGACAAAAAAAAAGUGGAAUUUAAAAAAAAUGUCAUUUACAAUAGCAUCAGAAAUAUCAAAUACUCUUGAGCAUGAAAUUGAAGGCUAAGAAGGAGGAAUGUGACAAAGGAGAACAUUCAGUUCUAGGCAAGGGGGAUGGUAUGUGGAGAGCGUACAGGUAUAGUACGUGACAUUUCUUCAUAUUUCUCCAGUGAGAGGCAUUGGGUAGCUCUGAGUCCCUGGGGUAGAUGUUAGGUGUGAGAUGGAAGGGACACAAGAUGAGAGAGGUAGAGACAAGGUUAUGAAGGGCCUUUGCCCCUAGGCUUGGUAAGACAUGAACGGUUUUUAAGCUGCCUUGGCAAGAGUGUGUCCAAUGCUAUGAUGCUUUUGUUCUCACUUGCAGGAGUUAAUGAAACAGCUGAAUAUAAUUCAGAAUGCAGAGGCUGUGCAUUUUUUCUGCAACUAUGAAGAGAGCCGAGGCAACUACCUGGUCGACGUGGAUGGCAAUCGGAUGUUGGAUCUUUACUCACAGAUCGCCUCUGUCCCCAUAGGUUACAGCCACCCUGCUCUCAUGAAACUCCUCCAGCAGCCUCAAAAUGUGAACACUUUCGUCAACAGGCCUGCUCUCGGCAUCCUGCCUCCAGGGGACUUCGUGGAGAAACUCAGGGAGUCCUUGCUCUCGGUGGCUCCCAAAGGGAUGUCCCAGAUCAUCACCAUGGCCUGCGGCUCCUGCUCCAAUGAGAACGCCUUCAAGACCAUCUUCAUGUGGUACCGGAACAAGGAAAGGGGUCAUACAGAGUUCUCCAAAGAGGAGCUGGAGACCUGCAUGAUCAACCAGGCCCCCGGGUGUCCCGACUACAGCAUCCUCUCCUUCAUGGGCGCAUUCCAUGGGAGGACCUUGGGUUGCUUAGCGACCACGCACUCCAAAGCUAUUCACAAGAUUGACAUCCCUUCCUUCGACUGGCCCAUUGCACCAUUCCCAUGGCUAAAAUACCCUCUGGAAGACUUCGUGAAAGAGAACCAACAGGAAGAGGCCCGCUGCCUGGAAGAGGUGGAGGAUCUGAUUGUGAAAUAUCGGAAAAAGAAGAAGACAGUGGCUGGGAUCAUUGUGGAGCCCAUCCAGUCUGAGGGUGGGGACAACCACGCCUCCGAUGACUUCUUCUGGAAGCUGAGAGACAUCGCCAGGAAACAUGGCUGUGCGUUCCUGGUGGAUGAGGUCCAGACGGGAGGGGGCUGCACCGGUAAGUUCUGGGCCCACGAGCACUGGGGCUUGGAUGACCCAGCUGACCUGAUGACCUUCAGCAAGAAGAUGAUGACCGGGGGCUUCUUCCACAAGGAGGAGUUCCGGCCCAAUGCUCCUUACCGGAUCUUCAACACCUGGCUGGGGGACCCGUCCAAGAACCUGCUGCUGGCCGAGGUCAUCAACGUCAUCAAGCGGGAGGACCUGCUGAAUAACGCAGCCCAUGCCGGGAAGACCCUGCUCACGGGGCUGCUGGAGCUCCAGGCCCGGUACCCCCAGUUCAUCAGCCGAGCGAGAGGACGAGGCACCUUCUGCUCCUUCGACACUCCAGAUGAAUCCAUACGGAAUAAACUCAUUUUAAUAGCCAGAAACAAAGGUGUGGUGUUGGGGGGCUGUGGCAACAAAUCCAUCCGUUUCCGUCCUACCAUGGUCUUCAGGGAUCACCAUGCGCACCUGUUCCUCAAUAUUUUCAGCGACAUCUUAGCCAACUUCAAGUAAAGAAGGCAUUUCCAUUCCACUCGGAGAAAGCCCCGAUCUCAACAGUUGUCAAGUUGAUUAGUUUGCCUAAUUCAUGUUUUCACUUAAUGUAUCAGAGGUGAACGCAUAGACAGAAGGGUUAUUUGGGGAGGGGAUGUUCUUGGUCGUUUGGGGAGAGGGGAGGAGGGGAGGGCGGGGCUGGCUUUGACCUUCCUCCCUGCAGAGCCAAUGGUGCACAUUGGUUUAAGCCCAGAAAUUCUGUUUGAGCCCUGGUCAGUGUCUUCUGGGGAGGGCUGUGGGGGCCCUGUCCAUAUUUCUGUCCACCCCUGACCCCAGCAAUUUCUUUGGAAGCCAGCCAAAGGGGGUGGACAUGCUCCUGGGACUGGCGGCCCGGACUCCUGGGUUCCGGUCCAUCUCAAAUGCCAUAUUCUGUGAUCAAGGAUGCCGGCUUCCUCUCCACCCUAUGCAAACAAUCACAAUCUCACUUACCUGCCCCAUCCCUGGAACUCUGAGCACAUUCCAUGCACAGCUGAGAGAGACAGGACAGACCGUGUGAUGACAGUAAAAUGAGGACACUGGGACUGAGCCUGGGGGUUUUGGGAAAGGCUGCCAUCUUGGUGUAUCUGGGGAUUGCUCUAAACUGUGACUCUGCCCUUGGCGUCCUUUGCCGUUGGAGAUCUCUGGGUGGCAUCUCCCGGGGUUCUUACUCGCCAUCCCCUAUCCCCAAACUUUCACCUGCUCAUCCUAACUGCUAAGUGUCAGCCCAGACUCUGGAAGGAAAACUGCAGCCUGAGCAUCAGGAGGGGGCACACAUGAGCCACAGGGUCAGACGCACGUGCCUGUUGCCUUGGGAGGGUAAGCCAGGGCCUGGGGCAGCAGCCACUCCAUCCUGUCUGCAGUGGCAUGCAGGAGCUGGUUUUUGACCCCUCACCUUGGGAGGCUCCUUCUCCAGCUUUGGCUUACCCACCUUUGCUCUG